Molecule: messenger RNA, 810 nt
Organism: Arthroderma uncinatum
Lineage: Eukaryota; Fungi; Ascomycota; Eurotiomycetes; Onygenales; Arthrodermataceae
Product: ADP-ribosylation factor 6
Exons: 2
Coding region: 1-810 (269 amino acids)
Biological process (GO): protein localization to organelle; intracellular protein transport; Golgi to plasma membrane protein transport
Cellular component (GO): Golgi apparatus
Molecular function (GO): GTP binding; GTPase activity
Source: RefSeq, a predicted model, not a curated record
AUGUACCAUCUAGCAAAGUCGCUCUACCAGUACGCAACGAGCAAAGAAGAAUACUCGAUCUUGCUGCUCGGCCUCGAUAACGCGGGCAAGACGACGCUCCUCUCCCAGAUCAAGGCGCUCUUCAUCCCGGCCGCCGACGGGCAGACGCAGCCGGUCUCUGCGAAGACGGUGCCGACGGUCGGCCAGAAUGUCUCUACGAUCUCGCUGCCGGACAUGUACCUGAAGAUAUGGGACAUCGGCGGGCAGAUAUCCAUGCGCGGGCUCUGGCAGAGCUACUAUUCCAGCUGCCACGCCAUCGUCUUCGUUGUUGACAGCGCCGACGUUGGCGACGACCCGGAUGUAUCAGACCUCAGCCCGUCGUCAACACCUGAGGACGGUGCUGGAGCAGACGCGGACGCAGAUGCAGAGGGUGACGGCAACGGGGACGGGCACGGAGAUGGAGACGGCGGUGACGGUGAUGAUGAUGGCGCGCUGGAGGGACAGAUAAAGGCGAUUGACCCGGCCGGCCGAUUCGGCAGGCUGGAUGAAUGCCGUCAGGUCCUCGAAUCCGUUCUGCGGCAUGCAGACACGGCCGGCGUCCCGAUCCUCGUCCUCGCGAACAAACAGGAUAGGGAAGACUGCGUCGAAGUCGUGCGGAUCAAGGAGGGAUUCGUCCGCAAAGUCUUCGAGGGACAGGCAGGCGCAGGCGUGCGGGAUAGCAGAGUGCUCCCCGUCAGCGCCCUGAUGGGCACCGGCGUCCAGGAAGCUGUCGACUGGAUCAGGAGCCGGGUAAAGUGGAAUAAAGAGGGCAGGCCUCCAGUCAUGAGAUAG